Jatropha curcas is the source of this 2036-nucleotide messenger RNA. NCBI's taxonomy places the organism in Eukaryota, Viridiplantae, Streptophyta, Magnoliopsida, Malpighiales, Euphorbiaceae. The record is from RefSeq and is a predicted model, not a curated record.
CCCAAGCCAGAGCUUCGGGGCAUUUAUUCAAUAAUCUUAAAGCCCCAACAGCUCUGUAUACUUCUUAAUAACAUUGAUUAGGUUUUUAUUUCCUCCAAUUUUGUUUCUCUUCUUGAUCAUAUUCUCCUAAAAAAAACAAGAAGAUUGGUGGUUUUGUAGCUUAAACUAAGACUAACGCAGAUGGCUGGUGGCGGCGCCGGAGAUCCAACCGGGAAGAAAAAGAAGUAUGCCAUUUUUGGCGUCGCAUCAUUUCUUCUGGUGGCUAUGGUGAUUGCUGUGGCAUAUGGAAUCAACAGCGGCGACCACCAAAAUGGCUCAAACGCUUCGGCCGAAAUAUCCACGUCGUCGAAGUCAGUCCAGGCUAUCUGCCAACCUACGGAUUACAGAGAAAUCUGUGAAAAAAGUCUUAGCAAAGCCGCAGGUAACACCACCGAUCCUCACAAGCUUGUCCAGGCCGGCUUUCAGGUGACCAUUGAUGCUCUUCAACAAGCCUUACAGAACUCAUCCACAUUAAAAGAUGUAGCAAAAGAUCCAAUGGCAAAACAAGCGCUUGAUAAUUGCAAAGAAUUAAUGGACGACGCCAUUCAUGAUCUCAAGGUUUCCUUCGAAGAAGUUGAACACUUUGAUGUUAAUAAAAUGGAUGAGUAUCUGGCAAAUCUCAAGACUUGGCUUAGCGCCACCAUCACUUAUCAACAAACUUGUUUGGAUGGCUUUGACAAUACUACUGGUCCAGCCGGAGCCAAAAUGAAGGAAAUCCUAACUCUUUCUAGUCAACUUAGCAGCAACGGUCUUGCUUUGAUCACUGGUCUCUCUUCCACGCUUAAGGAUUUGAACCUUGCAGGAUUUACAGGACGUAGACUGUUGAAAGAUAACUCUGAGUUUCCUUCCUGGUUGUCCCAUGAAAAAAGGAGACUACUUGCACAAACUCCAGACACAAUUAAGCCUGAUAUCGUUGUUGCUAAAGACGGGAGUGGCCAAUACAAGACUAUUAAUGAAGCUGUUCACAAGAUUCCCAAGAAGCAAAACACAACAUUUGUUAUAUAUAUAAAGAAAGGUAUCUACAAGGAGCAAGUCACCAUCUCAAGGAGCUUGACCCAUAUUAUGAUGAUCGGUGAUGGUGCUACUAAGACAAAGAUCACCGGAGACCUCAACUAUGCUGCUGGUGUCCAAACAUUCAAAACAUCAACUGUUUCGGUGAGUGGAAGCCACUUCAUAGCCAAGGACAUUGGCUUUGAGAACACAGCAGGAGCUAUUGGACACCAAGCUGUGGCACUUAGAGUUCAAUCUGAUAUGUCUAUUUUCUACAAUUGCCAAAUGGAUGGCUACCAAGAUACCCUUUAUGCUCACACCCACCGUCAGUUCUACCGGGAUUGCACCAUCACAGGCACUAUUGACUUCAUCUUUGGUGACGCCGCCGCAGUCUUCCAGAAUUGCAAGAUUGUUGUCAGGAAGCCAUUGGAAAAUCAAAAUUGCAUUGUGACUGCUCAAGGAAGGAAUGAAUCACGCGAAGCCACAGGUUUUGUUCUCCAAAACUGCAAUAUCACCGCAGACCGAGAGUAUUAUCCUGUUAGAUUCGAGAACAAGGCCUAUCUUGGUCGCCCAUGGAAAGAGUACUCAAGGACUGUAUACAUGCAAUGUCAAAUCGAUGAUUUGAUUGACCCAAAGGGAUGGUUGCCAUGGAUGGGUUCUUUUGCUCUUGACACUCUCUCUUACUCCGAGUACGAAAAUAGAGGACCUGGUUCAGUCACCAAGGACAGAGUUACAUGGAAGGGUAUCAAGAAAUUGUCGGCACAGGAUGCUGAUGCUUUCACUGUUGCUAAAUUCAUUGGCGGAGAUCUUUGGAUUCCGGACACCGGCAUCAGUUAUGCUUCUGGAAUGAUGAACGUGUAAAGGAGAAUUAUUAAAGGAGGAGAUCGAAAUUUAUUGAUUGUAGUAGUUUUUAUGUUAAGUUGUACCUCUGCUUGCCAAAGCCCAACUUAUCUAAGAACAUAUUUUAUAAAAAAAUAGAAAUUAAAAAGUUUUUUGGCUUUUUUUUU